This is a messenger RNA of Mytilus trossulus (common blue mussel), 723 nucleotides long. RefSeq names its product low-density lipoprotein receptor-related protein 8-like. Gene Ontology annotation, molecular function: protein binding. Gene Ontology annotation, cellular component: plasma membrane. The transcript is spliced from 5 exons. The record is from RefSeq and is a predicted model, not a curated record. Lineage: Eukaryota; Metazoa; Mollusca; Bivalvia; Mytilida; Mytilidae. The coding region runs from base 164 to 601 and encodes 145 amino acids.
UGACGACACUGUAUCUGCACAUUAAAUGGACAAAUUUUAAUAUCAAAUUAUCAUAUUACUACAGGCUUGUUCAAAAUAACCUUAUAAAUACAUGUAGCAUCUACCGUAGCUAAUAGUUACAAACGAUCUCUUAGCAAAGGAAAAGGCAACUACAGAUAAAAUAAUGUGCACUCAACAUAUAGGAAAAUCUAGCAUACUUUUUAACGUGUUCUUAACUCUAUCAACGGCAUUGCCACUCGAGUCAAGUCUUCGUAAAGACACCAAUGGCUGUUAUCCACAUGAAUUUCGAUGUCAUAACAGAUAUUACUGCAUAAACAGUCGUUAUGUUUGUGACGAAAUAGACGAUUGUGGAGAUUUAUCAGAUGAGAGUAAUUGUUCAAAUAAAAAGUGUUUUCAUGGUGAAUUCUUGUGUAGUUCUAAUGGAAUAUACGUGUGUCAUCCAAAUCAUUACAAGUGUGAUGGAGAACCAGACUGUGAUGACCAAUCAGAUGAGAGAAAUUGCAAACUAAAAAGAAGCGACGAGAACCUGCUUGACCACUUGAAGAGGCCAUUGAGUGCGAAAAGUUCUUUUUAUUUUUACAAGGCAAAGCCUUUUUAUUGAUCUAUCUGAAAUACAUUAGGGGAUAUAUGUAAGCUUCUAGAUACUUGAAUUCCCGUCAUAUGAUUAAUUUUGCAGAUUAACAUUGUACUAUUUAACUUUUUAUAAUAAAGACUUGAAGUUUU